Paramecium primaurelia is the source of this 666-nucleotide messenger RNA. The record is from the annotation of a GenBank genome assembly. NCBI's taxonomy places the organism in Eukaryota, Ciliophora, Oligohymenophorea, Peniculida, Parameciidae.
AUGGAAUUUUUGCAAAAAUUAAUGGUGAUACCUCAAAAUAUCAUUAAUGCUUUUAAGAAUAUGAAAUCCUAAACAAACAAAGUUGAAAAUAUUUUUGUUGAGCCUCUUACUUUUUGCUAUGAAUCAAAAGUAGAAACAGUUCAUGUGAAAUAAUUUGAUCAUUUAGUAAAAAGAAAAAAAUUAACGAUGAAUUAAGAAACUCAAACAGAACCAUAGACUAAAAUUGAAUAAAUAGAAAAUAUUGAUUAAGUACCUGAGGUUGAUUCACAAAAGAAUCGUAAACUAAGAUUAGUCCCUUCUAAAUAAAAUAAAAAAUAAUAUAAAUUACUUACAAAAUAGAUUGUAUAAGAAGAAAGCUUAAGUAGAGCAUCUGAGUAAACAGAACCAUCAUAAUACUCAUAUUGCUAAAAUCACUUUUUGACAAUAUUAGAAUAAAAUGAAGAAUAACAUAAAUUAGAACAAAAAAAAAUAUACCAGUUUAAUAAGAAAAAUUAAAAAUAAUAUCGUAAUCAAAUACUUAAAAAUUAUAUAAACAAAUUUAAAGAUAAUUAUAUUGAUGAGAAAUAAAUACAGAAAUCUACAAGAACACAAUCCUCAGAUGAAAAAUAGAUUAGUAUUGAUUAGAAAGAAUUAAAUAAUAAUUAAUAGUAACAAACACUGGUUUGA